Messenger RNA from Mauremys reevesii (Reeves's turtle), 2488 nucleotides. It is a transcript of the gene NTMT1, whose product is annotated as N-terminal Xaa-Pro-Lys N-methyltransferase 1. Gene Ontology annotation, molecular function: N-terminal protein N-methyltransferase activity. Gene Ontology annotation, cellular component: cytoplasm. The coding region runs from base 269 to 940 and encodes 223 amino acids. NCBI's taxonomy places the organism in Eukaryota, Metazoa, Chordata, Testudines, Geoemydidae. The transcript is spliced from 5 exons. The record is from RefSeq and is a predicted model, not a curated record.
AGGAAAUUACGCUCGCGCGGAGGAGGAGCAGGCAGGCCGGCCAGCGUGCAGCAGCUGCUGCUGCAGGAGGGGGGGGAAAUCCAGGGGGUGCGUCGCUGCUGCUGGGACGGGAGGAGACCCCCCCCCGCUCCCCCCACCCCAGGCGCUGCAGACCCGGGGCCAUAGAACAGGGAUCUGCUUUUCAUCAUUAGCAACCCAAGCUGGAUUCAAGCUGGUGAUCAAGGAGCGGGGUAAGUCCCUAGCCCAGGGGGCAGUUCCACUCAGCAGCAUGACGAGCGAGGUGGUGGAGGAUGAGAUGGAAUUUUAUUCCAAGGCUGAGAAAUACUGGAAGGAUGUGCCGCCCACGGUGGACGGCAUGCUGGGUGGGUACGGCCACAUCUCCAGCAUUGACAUCAACAGCUCCAAAAAAUUCCUGCUUAAGUUCCUUCGGGAUGGUCCUAACAGGACAGGAACCACCUGCGCCCUGGACUGUGGGGCUGGGAUCGGCAGGAUCACCAAGAGGCUGCUGUUGCCUCUCUUCAAAGCAGUGGACAUGGUGGAUGUGACUGAGGACUUCCUGACCAAGGCGAGGACCUACCUAGGAGAAGAGGGCAGGCGAGUGAGGAACUACUUCUGCUGCGGCCUGCAGGACUUCAGCCCCGAGCCCAACUCCUAUGACGUCAUCUGGAUCCAGUGGGUAAUAGGACACCUGACUGACGACCAUCUGUCUGACUUCCUGAAGAGAUGCAAGGUUGGCCUGCGCCCCAAUGGCAUCAUUGUCAUCAAGGACAACAUGGCCCAGGAGGGAGUCAUCAUGGACGAUGUGGACAGCAGCGUGUGCCGGGACCUGGACGUAGUGCGGACGAUCGUCCGGCGCGCAGGCCUCAACCUCCUGGCUGAAGAAAGGCAAGAGAACUUCCCUGAUGAAAUCUACCAUGUCUAUACGUUUGCCAUGAGAUGAACCCGGGCUGGGAGAGGCUGUUUACCAAGAGGUACUGCUGUGCCAGGAUCAGCCCAGCAGGCCCCUUCUGGGGGGAUCCAGAGGACACCUAUCGUGUGGUCCAGACGCUUCAUGGUUAAAAUUCAGGGUGGGGUGGGGUGUCCUGAAUAACUCUGCUGGGGCUGGCUGGAAAGAUCGGGGCGGGUCUUCUGCGUUGCUGCUGUUUGUGAGAAAAGACAGCUGCCAAAUACACUCUCCUGCUGUUGCACCUCUGUACACAGACUCUGCUUAAACACGCCCCCCACCCAGGCUGGAGGCUCUCUAGAGAGGAUGCUGCACCAGAUGGGGGUACGAGAGGCAGAGUGAGAACUCCUGCAGCUGCCCUGCCUUGGUUUGUUUGCCUGCCGCCAGAGGAUGCUGCGUGCGCUAUGCCUGAACCCCGCUCGGUUCAGGGCGUGCGGACGAGGGUGCAGCAUCAGCUCUCCCUGCUGCAGGGGAGCCAGGAGAUGAGGGGGUAGAACUCACUGGCUCCUGCUCCAGCUCACUACUUUGCUGCUCCUAACCCUCCUCUCCUCUGGGUGCCUGAACUGGGGUCAGUUCAGCUAGGCGUUUCUUGCUGUCUUCCCGAAACUAGUCUGAGGCAGGAGGUUGUAGGUUCCUGGGACGUGAAAUCUGUCGCGAAGGCAGAGAGAGGUAGAUGUCGGGGCUCGCUUACAGUCAUGAAAAAGGGGUGAUUUUGUUUGGCCUCUCUCCAAAAUCUGUGCCAUUUCCUCAGGAUGGAGCAGAUCUUCCCAAGGGGAGGAAGAAAAGAGGCUCUGGGGCUAUCGUGAGGUAUUACAAUGGUGCUGGGCAGCCAUAUAUCUUCCACGCAAAAUCAGUAAUAAUAGCAAAAUUGUUAGUGUCUUCAUGGAAUCUCAAAGUUUUUCAGAGCAAAAACUUUUUCAAGAUUUGACUAAAUCCAUAUUUAUCUGUGCGGGGGUAGGAGGCCAGUGCCCCCUUCCCCAGGGGCACAGCAGAGUUGGGUUAAUACACAACCUCGGCCGGGACCAGCUUGCCUCAAUUGGACAGUUGAGUCAGAAGGGGGGAGUCAGGCUGCCCACGGCUUGCUGGGAUUGUGCUCUCAUGUCCCUCCCUCCCUGUCCAGGAGAAGGGAAAUCUCUCACCCUAAAGGAUUUUUAAAAUAAUGUUGUAGCCAACCACCCAUUGACAGAGACUCCAAAUGCAGCCCUGGCCCUGCGCCCAGAGCGGGGGUUGGGAGGGCAGGCUGGCCCCUCACUGCUGACACGGGGCGGGGGCUCUGGGGCCGUUGUAGAAUUACAGGCUAGGAAGUAUUUGCCACUUCCUGAAUGAGCUUGUUCCAAGCAAGCCCUACCCUGCCACCCGCUGCAGAAUAAAGAGCCCGGGCCAGGGUAGGGGCUCCAGCCUGGCUCUGAACAGCUGCGUCCCGCUUGCUCCAGGUGGGCAGGCCACCUUGCAUGGCUGGUCUAGCACUUCUGAGUGGGAGCCUGCGGCAGGCCUCUCAAACCACCCCCAGCCGUUACCGCGCGGCGCGUGAGCAGCCCACAAGGA